This is a messenger RNA of Laetiporus sulphureus 93-53, 438 nucleotides long. RefSeq lists its product as uncharacterized. Gene Ontology annotation, molecular function: cysteine-type endopeptidase activity. NCBI's taxonomy places the organism in Eukaryota, Fungi, Basidiomycota, Agaricomycetes, Polyporales, Laetiporaceae. The transcript is spliced from 2 exons. Gene Ontology annotation, biological process: proteolysis. The annotation marks the transcript as partial. The record is from RefSeq and is a predicted model, not a curated record.
GCCUUGGUGAUCGGGAUUAAUGCCUAUCUGUCCAACUCCCUCCAAGGUUGCGUCACCGAUGCAAAAGAAAUGGAAAGAUUUUUGAAAGAGAAGCUGCACGUACCCGACUCGCGCUUGAUAACGCUCUUUGACAAGCAAGCCACUGGCGAAGCUAUUCCCAGCACUUUCAGGAAGCAUUUCAUCGAGAACGAGAACAUCCGCAAAGGAGAUGUUAUGAUAUUCUAUUUCGCAGGACAUGGGACCCAGGAAUAUGCCCCGGAGGAAUGGCACAUUGAUGGCGAGAUAGUGGAGUGCAUCUGUCCUCAAGAUUGCGAUUUCGACCUGCAACAUGGCAUCCCUAGCGUAAUAUUGAAUGGUCUCAUGCGGGAGUUGGCGGAUCGAAAGGGUGACAACAUCACCGCGAUCUUCGACUGCUGCCAUUCGGGCGCGAUGACACGC